AUGACCGUGGACAUAGAGGAAACAGUUACUGAGGACUUUGGAUUCAGGUCAAUCACCACAGGGAUCAAAGUUGCCCCUGCUUUAGAUACGGUUCCAUUGAAGGAGUUGAACCUCCUAGCGUGGGGAAACAUCACUAAAAAGUUUGCCCUCUCAAUAGGUAACACAUUACUCAUUGGUGAUACAUCAGAAUUAGACUCUUACAUCAACCUCUCAACGACUGAAGACGAAGAGAAGCAAGCGCCGGUAUUUGAGGGUGGCCAUAGAACUGAGGUUUCUGAUGUGUCACAGCUGGUUUUCAAUGCCACUGAGACUUCGCUUCUUGCUUCCAUCACCAAUGAUUUGAAAAGGGUUGAACCAUCCAGUUCUGAGAUCACGAACAUCGAAUCAUUUGACUCUCCCGUCAGGGAUAUCUAUGCAUCUCCAUUUUACUCAUCAGUUUGUGCCGUUUUGCUAGAAGAUCGUUUGGUCAUUCUAGACAUUGACAAUGUAACCAACAGAUUGGAAUUACCUAAUGUGUCCUCGUUUUCUUGGUCUAAAGCGGAUAAAUCCACAUUUUAUACAAUUAUUGAUAAUACUAUUCAACGAAGGACUUUUGAUGGUACCGAAUCAGAGAUUUCUCAACCAGAUGACAUCGAGAAUUCCUUUAGGCCCCUACAAGUCACCUCAAUACUGAAAAAUGAUGAGGAACUGUUAUUCGCUGUAUAUGGAGAGAGCAUCAAUCAAGAUGAGCAUGAUUACAAACACUACAUUAUUGGGGGGAGUAGUGAACAAAAGAUGCUAGAUGUUUGUCCCCCCUAUGGCUCUCUUCCAAGGCUGGCCACAUACUACCUAAGCCAACUUAAAUCAUGGUCUCCAAACUGGCCAGAUGUCGUCGUGGUAGCUUCGUCACCAUCCACAGAUAUUCAAGCUUUUACUCCGGAAAAACUAGUGAACCAGCUUAACGACACAGACAGGGCCCAGCUGCCCUUAGACGAAGACUCAGGAGAAGAUGACACACCAUUAGGACUUGCUAUCGACUUGACCUCUACCCAGGAAGUGCUAGAACCUUGUAAUGGGAUUGAUAAUUGCAAAUCUUUGCCAAGAGUUUGGGUGUUGACGAACCAGGGUAAUUUACUUUCUUGGGCGUUAUUUGAUGCUCACGGCAUCAAGAGUGAUUCUUUAAGCAACGAAAGUGCGUUACAAAGUCUUCGUUCAUAUUACGAAACUGCAAAGGAAUUACCGGCAGUGUCUUUUAAGGAUACAAAUGCCGCAGAAAAGCAAACUUCAUCUGAAAGCCAACAAGAUUUCAGGUCAGAUGCUGACCUCACAUCAUCAACGCAGCCAGAAGACAACAAACCUCUUCCUGCCAGUGAGCAACUUUCUCCUCCUUCUGAGAAGAAAGAAGCAACAUUUUUUAGCUCCUCAGGCUUUACUUCAAAACCUGCUGAGCCAAGUGGCUUCAAUUCACAUGGAUUCAGCUCUUCUGGCUUCGGUUCCUCUGGAUUUGGUACGUCACCCUUUAGAAGCUCUAACUUCUCAAGUACCCAAGGAAAUGCUUUUUCCAAGGAUACUGGAGCUUUUGGAAGCUUUAAAAAUGGGUCAACGGCAUCCGAACCUUUUGGAAAGAACGCACCAGCUUUUGGUUCCACUGGUUUUGGGAAUAACCCAUCGUCUUCAUCUCCAUUUGCCAAACUUUCUCAACAAGGCAAUAAAGUUUUAGGUUCAGGCUCUGCAUCUACUUCCUCACCUUUCUCAAAGUUUGCUACCUCCAACAAUUCUCAAUCAUCUCCGUUCGCAUCGAUUGCUUCUAAUAAGAAUAAUAAUGAAAGCAUAUUUAGUGCAGAAAAAUCCAAAGGUUCGAUUUUUGAUACUUCAAGCAAAUCUGCAAGUAUUUUCCAAAAAGAAGACUCGCAGGGUACAAAGAAAAGUAUUUUUGAGCUAGCAUCAACAAACGUAGGACAACUGAAGAAUGCUGAUACGAAACCAAAAUCAGAGAGCGAUACGGAUAAUGAACUUGGAAGUAAACUUUAUCAGUUGAGAAGUCCAACUUUUCUUAGGGAUCUCAACUCAUCCUCAUCAUCUCUUACUAAACAAAACGGCGAGCCAGAUAAUGACCUUAAUAGCAGAAUGCCACCUUUUGUAUUUAAACAAAAAAGCAUUGCAGGUGUGAAGCCUGAAGAUCUUUUUGGAAAUACAGCUUCCAACGAUAACCCUUUUUCCAGUUUAAACAUUAAGGCAAAAGAGAUAAACUCGGCAGCAGAAUCGGACUCUUUGAAUGAUGUCUUCAGUCACAAGAUAGCAAUCACUUCGGAUCCCCAGAAAUACACACAAGAAAACAACAGCAGUAAAGACACACUAUCAGUGGAUGAACAGAAUUCCGAAGAAGAAUAUGAUAUACCACAUGGUGAGUCAGAUCCUGAUAAAUCAUCAGAGAGUGCUGAGCUAUCUGUUUCCGUAAAUAGCUCAGAACAAGAGUUUGGUCACACCUCAGAUAACAAACAUCCUCCGACUUCAUUGAGGGACGGCAGUCAUUCCCCACAUGGCGAGCAAAAUGUAUCUAGAGAAGCCUCAAGCUCGGAAAAUCCCUCCGAUGAUAAUGAACAGUUGGAGUACAUUUCAAAAGAAACAGAGGUUGCUGAUAUAUCAAAAUCUGGCGAACAUAGAAUUUCUAAUGAUUCCAGUGUUUCUUUUGCAGAAGGAAACCGUGUUUCUGAACCUGCUCAGGAUGACUCUGUUACUUCUGACAUCGAAAAAAGAAAAUCCCAAACGUCAACCACUGCGGUGACACCAUUCAAUGAAGAUUCAACGCCAAACAAGUCGGAUAAUUCGGAAGGAGAUAGCAGCUCUUUUGAAAUGGUAAAAGUUGAAGAUGCAAAAGAAGAAACAAAUGAACAUAGUAGACAACGGAUUUCCUUCCGAAAUGAGUCUACUCAAAUGGGCCUACAAAGUAUAGGUACAGAAACUGCUAAUAUACCUAUGAAAAAUGUUGCUGUUGGUGAUGACAAUUCUACAUUACAUGCAAGUAGCACUCAAACGGAUGAUGAGUUGACACUGAGUCAAAAGAAUAUACCCAUGAAAGUUCCUAAUUAUGUCACUCUAGGUAAAAUAAUUAUGCCACAGUUAGAUAGUGAUCCUAUCAUGAAUCAAAUUGAGCAGGUGUGUCACCAAGUGGAAUCUGAGUUUGCCAUUUUGAAAACUAAUUCAGACAACAUUGGAAAGUUCAUUGAAGACCACCAAAGUCAAGAAUUGACUCACACUGAAUUAUCUCUUGAUUAUGAAUCUUAUUGGCGUUUGAAUGAAGCUGAGACGAUCAAAGGAUAUGUGGAGGACUUGUCGGAACAAUUAGAGAAAGACCUGGCUGAUCUCAAAUCCGUCGAACAGGAAACACUCGACCAGCUUUCAGCUCUCAAGUCGCAGUUCUCAGAAACAAACGAGGUCAAAAGUCGCAUUUAUUCUUUAGAGGAGUUCAAGAAUGUCUGUGAGAGCCCCGCUUUUUUGAAGCAACCCCUUGGUUACAAAAUGUCAGAAUCUAAAAGAGACAUCAACAUUAAGCUGGGAGAAGUGGAACAUAAACUGCGCGAGGCAUGGACUGAUACUCUGAAACUAAAGCUCCAGUUUACCAAGAUUGAAAAUAACAAAGAAUUGUCAGAUGAGAUUUAUAAGAGUUACUUCUCUAUGCGGUUUUAG
Molecule: messenger RNA, 3666 nt
Organism: Komagataella phaffii GS115
Lineage: Eukaryota; Fungi; Ascomycota; Pichiomycetes; Pichiales; Pichiaceae
Exons: 1
Coding region: 1-3666 (1221 amino acids)
Molecular function (GO): protein binding
Source: RefSeq, a predicted model, not a curated record